Messenger RNA from Suillus paluster, 3173 nucleotides. RefSeq lists its product as uncharacterized. Gene Ontology annotation, molecular function: metalloaminopeptidase activity; peptide binding; zinc ion binding. Gene Ontology annotation, cellular component: cytoplasm. The record is from RefSeq and is a predicted model, not a curated record. The transcript has 25 exons. The coding region runs from base 160 to 3051 and encodes 963 amino acids. Gene Ontology annotation, biological process: peptide catabolic process; proteolysis. NCBI's taxonomy places the organism in Eukaryota, Fungi, Basidiomycota, Agaricomycetes, Boletales, Suillaceae.
AGUCUACUAUUAGACCUGUCUUGAAAGUUUUGCCGUCUAAGCAUAUGCAAACCUCAUGGUUGUUCAAAUUUCCAAAGGAACCUGCACCUUUCGUAAACUUGGAAUUUGACACGGGUUCGGUUGCAAUGGACAGCUGGUUCUGAUUCAACUAAACAAUCGAUGGCGUCGAUUUUUGGAAGUCUACGCAUAUGCGUGACUUUACCCCGGAUCCGGUGUCUAUCGACAUGUGGCACUCGCAACGAUACACAGUCUAUCUUGCGCAGUUAUCUUCUGCGAUCAUCUCAUAUUCUCAAAACAAGAAAUUGUUCAACAUCUGCUAUUAUGACCAGCCUUGCGAACAAGCCUGCCGACUCAGGUGGUUUCCGUCUUCCCCUAGACGUGAAGCCAACGCACUAUGACUUGACUAUCAAGACUGACCUGGAGAACUCAAUAUUCGAGGGUGUGGUGAAGAUUGACCUGGAUGUUAAGAAGGAAACUUCUACCAUCGUCUUUAACUCAGCUGAUCUGAAGUUAAACAACGCGUCAUUGUAUUCCGAUGCCCUCAAGAUCAAGCAGCUCGAUACUUCUCCGUCUCUUGAUGACAAGGCGGAACGUUGUUUACUUUCCUUUCCGACACCUCUGCCUGCGGGGUCAAAGGCAACACUGUCCAUUGGCUUCUCUGGAGAACUGACCGGGGCUAUGAUGGGAUAUUACAAGAGCUCGUUUGAGCACGAGGGAACCAAGAAGUACUAUACACUGACUCAGUUCGAACCCACCGCCGCCAGGCGUGCUUUCCCGUGCUGGGAUGAACCCCUUCUCAAGGCGACCUUUGCAGUCACUAUGAUCUCACGCACUGACACUGUUAAUCUGAGCAACAUGUCUGUGGCAUCGGAAGAAAUCUACGAACCCCAAACGACCAAAAUAAAGGAUCCUUCUUUGGAAGCGCUCUUUUCAGCAUUGACCACUGAAGAUAGCCACAAAGCGCAAUGGAAGGUUUCCAAGUUUGAGACUACACCACCCAUGUCCACCUAUCUGGUUGCAUAUGCCAACGGACGUUUCGCGUACCUGGAAAGCUCUUAUAAGAGUCCUCUGAGUGGGAAGACUCGCCCCUUGCGCAUCUACUCUACUCCCGAUGUGAUUCAUCAGGCUCAGUAUGCCCUCGAUAUCAAGGCGAAAGUACUCCCAAUCUACGAGGAAAUAUUUGACAUCGAAUACCCUCUCCCAAAGCUCGAUACUCUGGUGGCCCAUGAUUUUGACGCAGGCGCCAUGGAGAACUGGGGCCUCAUCACUGGACGUACCAGCGCCUUCCUCCUUGACCCCCAGAAAGCAGAUAUGGCUGCGAAGAAACGAGUCACUGUCUUUCAGUCUCACGAAAUCGCUCACAUGUGGUUUGGUGAUAUCACGACCAUGGAAUGGUGGGACUAUUUGUACUUGAAUGAAGGCUUUGCAACCUUGAUGGGUGAAGUGAUUAUCGUUGAUCGUGUGUAUCCCGAAUGGAAGGUUGACAGCGAGUUCAUAUCCGAGCAUUUGAAUGAUGCGUUGGAUCUUGAUGCCAAAUUGUCUUCUCAUCCGAUAGAAGUGCAUUGUCCUGAUGCAAACCAGAUCAACCAGAUUUUCGACUCCCUUUCUUAUGCCAAAGCAGGUUCUGUUCUGCGCAUGCUGUCCAACUACGUCGGCCAGGAGCACUUCCUGAAGGGUGUUUCGAUCUACCUCAAGAAGCAUCUGUACGGGAACACUGUCACAAAGGACCUGUGGCAGGGCAUCUCAGAGUCUACUGGGGUAGAUGUGCCGAAGAUCAUGGAUAACUGGAUUUCAAAGAUCGGCUUCCCUGUCCUCACUGUCAUCGAGAACGAGAACGGUAUUCUUGUUCGCCAGGAUCGUUUCCUAGAAUCUGGACCUGCAGAAGAAAAGGACAACGAGACGAUCUGGACCGUGCCUUUGUCCCUGCUGACUGCUAACGGCGAUAAAGUCAACGUUGACAAUUCUGUCGUUCUUGACACGAGGGAGAAGACGCUCGCCAUCGACACCUCGAAGCCUUUCAAGCUCAACGCGGGGACUUAUGGUGUUUACCGCGUGUUGUACUCUGAUGAGAGGUUCGCGGCAAUCGCUAAGGAGGCUGCCAAGGGCGAUACUGUGUUCUCGCUCAACGACCGUAUUGGCCUCGUGCAUGAUAUCAUGGCACUGUCCAAGGCUGGGUUUUGCAAAGUUAGCAGUGCGCUGACCAUCGUUGAUAUUUUACACGAGGAAAAGGAGUUCCUUGUGUGGGACAGCAUCGCUCGGAACAUCAUUACUCUUGUGUCAACCUGGUGGGAGCAUGAGGCUGUCGUCAAUGAUCUGGAUGCUUUCCGUCGGGCAUUAUUUGCGCCCAUCGUCCAACGGCUGGGCUACGAAUACUCUCCAUCUGAAUCCGUGGACAUCUCGCAACUGCGCACCCGCGCUGUCGGACAAGCCGCUGUUGCCGGAGACACUACCGUCGUGGAGGAGCUUAAGACCCGAUUUGCGGAAUAUAUGAAGACGAAGGAUGAUUCGAGGAUACCUGCUGAUCUGUUUAGGACGACGAUCCUUGUUGGUGUGAAGCAUGGAGGUCGUCAAGAAUAUGAGUUCGCCAAAGCAUUAUACGAGAACCCAACUACGCCUCCUUCGAAGAGUAUUUCCGCCAUAAUGGCAAUGUGCGGCAGCCAAGAUGAGGGCUGCAUCAAGGACACGUUCUCGUACAUCCUCUCAAAAGCGCGGAAUCAAGACAUAAUAUAUUUCCUGAACGGCCUCCAGAUGAUGAACUACCCCACGAGGCGCAGGUGUGCACAGUUCUUCAAAGAUAACUACACAGAGCUUGCCAAACGGUACGAGGGGAACUUUUCGUUCAAAGAUGUUGUGUCGUCGGCCUUUGGUAAUUUGACCAAGGAAGAAGACUACCAGCAGAUCGUAGAUUUUUUCAAGGACAAGGAUACAUCCAGGUACAACCUUGCGCUUUCCCAGACUCUAGAGUCAUUGCGUGCUUCUAGGUCGUGGAUCAAUCGGUCCACGACUGACGUUUCGGAAUGGCUUAGCGAAUGGAAGAAGCGAUCGCUGUGAGUUAUCCGGUGCCUCGUUAAAGAGGAAGCACGGGGAGGACGCGUGAGACCGUAUAGGAGUGUACUGUCCAGGGGAGCGAGCUAAUAGUUACGUAACUGUGGACACUCUUAGUGCUAGUUUGU